GCAAAUACCAUGUAAAGAACCAUCAGGCGGGCAGUUGCCGGCUGGAAAACUUGACGGAGAAGCGCGUUUCUCUCUCGCAGGCUGGUGGUAAGGCGGGCAAGGACAGCGGGAAGGCCAAGGCGAAGGCAGUGUCGCGCUCACAGAGAGCCGGGCUGCAGUUCCCAGUGGGCCGGAUCCACAGACACUUGAAGACUCGCACCACCAGCCACGGGCGAGUUGGUGCCACCGCCGCCGUCUACAGCGCCGCCAUCCUCGAGUACCUCACUGCCGAGGUGCUGGAGCUGGCAGGCAACGCUUCGAAGGAUCUCAAAGUCAAGCGGAUCACUCCCCGUCACUUGCAGCUGGCGAUCCGCGGCGAUGAAGAGUUGGAUUCCCUGAUCAAAGCCACCAUUGCCGGUGGAGGUGUCAUCCCCCACAUCCACAAGUCUCUGAUUGGAAAGAAGGGACAACAGAAAACGGCGUAG
Molecule: messenger RNA, 464 nt
Organism: Cariama cristata (Red-legged seriema)
Lineage: Eukaryota; Metazoa; Chordata; Aves; Cariamiformes; Cariamidae
Product: histone H2A.V
Exons: 5
Cellular component (GO): nucleosome
Molecular function (GO): structural constituent of chromatin; protein heterodimerization activity; DNA binding
Source: RefSeq, a predicted model, not a curated record